AUGGAAACCAUAUUGGAAAAGAGUUUAAGUCAAUUUGGUGAUACUUUGUACAUUAGACAUGCCCCUACCUUACAACAAGAAGUACAUGCUCAAGUCCUUCUCCUAUCUGCUGGAUAUGUUUGUAGAAUGUCACCUCUCCGGCUUAGGAUGAUCACAAGAUCAGGUCCUCAUCUUAGUGUAGUUUCGAAUAGAUUAGCUGCGACCUCACCCCGAGCACGCUUCUUAGGUAUGGUCAUCGGGGAAGCUUUGUCUAGUUUGGUCGACAAGGGUGAUAAGGUUAUGGACUUUGAAAUCGACGAUACUAAAACACCCGAAGCAAAAUGGUAUAAGAGCUUGGUCAAUGUAUCAGACACAAUUGGCAAUCUCGAGCCUCUAAAGUCAAAAUACGUUCCACAGACGUCAAAACCCACGAAAGCUACAAAGAGCAAACCCGCGUCGAAGCCGAACCCUCUUAAAGGAAAUUCUAAAAUAAUCGCCAUCGAAGAAAUUGAAGACGAUGAUGAAGUAGAAUCUUCCGAUAAUGGCCUCACUCCUUAUGCUAAACCUGAUUCCGAUAUUGAAGACUCAGAUGAAGAUCCAACACUAAUCAUAAGGAACAAACCAACGGCACCUGUCUAUAUCCGUGAUCUCAUCACCUACUUACGAGAUACCGAAAACUACGAUCGUCAAAAACUAGCACUUUCCACUGCCGCUUCCUUAAUACGGCGAAAAGCCAACUUCGGCACAGAGGUCAGUUCUCACGCGGAGGAGAUCGCAACCCUUCUAGUUGGCCUACAAGACAAAUACGACAUUGAGAACUUUCAAGAGAUGCGCUCUCAAGCUAUGAUCGCUAUUCUCAUCGCAUUACCCGAGAAAAUGGGUCAAUGGUUUUCAAAAACGUUUUUCGAUGGUGAUUACUCUUUAUCACAGCGCGCGGCUGUCCUCACCACUCUCGGUCUGGGAGCUCGAGAACUGGGCGGUCAUGGUUCCGAAGAUAAAUCUCUCAUCGAUACCACCGGCCCAUCUUCAUCAUCUUCCUCCUUUCCGUCCAAAAAGCUGCCAGAAGCAAUGCACAAAUACUACUCUCCGUCCCCUUCAAAACCAACUCUUACCGCAACAUCCAACCCCGUUGAAGCUCUAACCACCAACCUUCAAAAGACCUUUCUCGCGCCUCUCGCUGCCCAGACAGCGGACAAUCUUACCGGGCCCAAUAUCCUCAAAGUCCGCACCUUUUCCUCCCGCCUCGCAGUCGAGAAAAAUCGCAAAAAACCUAUCUCCAACGCCUUCGCCAAGAUCGUUUCCACAUCCUUUUUCUUUCCCCUCACCGGCCGUUUCUUCAUCCAUCUCAAAGCCUACGGUUCAAACUCCUCUUCAAAUAUAGCAUUUCAACCCUAUCUCCUAAGUCUCUUCCUCAAAACCCUCAGUAUAAUCCUUCAUUCAUCAGGUCAAUCAACACUAAGUCUCCCACAAAUGACGAGCGAAUUCUGGGAUCUUUGUCUUAGCUUGCGUACACAGGCCAUUUCGGAUGUAGUGGUACAAGAAGCAUUAUUGUUUUCUUUCAUGACGAUAUUGGAGAUUAAUGAGGGGGAUCUUAGGGGACUAGCGGAAAGACAUGGAAGGGAAUUAUUGGAGACGAGGGAAUGGGUUGAUGGGGUUUUUAGGGGCAUUGCGCCGGGAAGUGAGGAGGAUGAGAGGAGGAGGUUGUUGGCGGCGGGAGUGCUGGUUAGGAUUGGGGAGUGUGUGGAGAAGUGGCAGAGGCUUAUGGUGGGUGAUGUGGUGGGGUUUACGUAG
Molecule: messenger RNA, 1770 nt
Organism: Sclerotinia sclerotiorum 1980 UF-70
Lineage: Eukaryota; Fungi; Ascomycota; Leotiomycetes; Helotiales; Sclerotiniaceae
Exons: 2
Coding region: 1-1770 (589 amino acids)
Biological process (GO): protein stabilization; telomere maintenance via telomerase
Cellular component (GO): cytosol
Molecular function (GO): telomeric repeat DNA binding; Hsp90 protein binding
Source: RefSeq, a predicted model, not a curated record